UUCCUCGUCUCGUCCGUUCGUCUCCUCGCCCAGAUCCGCCAAUCGCCCAUGGAGUCCCCACCCCACCCCCUCCUCCUCCUUCUCACGCUCCUCGUCGCCGCCGGCGCCGCCUCCGCCGGCGCCGAUGACCUGGUCGCCGAGCUGCAAUCCCUGCGGUCCCGCUCCCCGUCGGGCGUGAUCCACCUCACCGACACCUCCAUCACCCGCUUCCUAUCCGCCCCGGCGCCGCGCCCCUACUCCGUGCUCGUCUUCUUCGACGCCGCCUCGCUCCACUCCAAGACCGACCUCCACCUCCCCCAGCUCCGCCGCGAGUUCGCCCUCCUCUCCGCCUCCUUCCUCGCCCACAACCCCGCCUCCGCCGACCUCUUCUUCGCCGACAUCGAGUUCUCGGAGUCGCAGCACUCGUUCGCGCAGUUCGGCGUCAACUCCCUCCCCCACGUCCGCCUCGUCCGCCCCGAGCACACCCGCCUCGCUGGCUCCGAGCAGAUGGACCAGUCCCACUUCUCCCGCCUCGCCGACUCCAUGGCGGAGUUCGUGGAGUCCCGCACCGGCCUCGAGGUCGGCCCCAUCGUCCGCCCGCCCCUCGUCUCCCGCAACCAGAUGAUCCUACUCGUCAUCCUCUUCUUGGUCUCCAUUCCGUUCCUCAUCAAGAGGAUCAUGGACGGGGAGACCUUGUUCCAUGACCGACGGGUUUGGAUGGCUGGGGCGCUGUUCAUUUACUUCUUCAGCGUGUCCGGGGGGAUGUACGGGAUCAUCAGGCACACGCCGAUGUUCAUCACCGACCGGUCCGAUCCAAACAAGCUCGUGUUCUUCUACCAGGGGUCUGGGAUGCAGCUCGGCGCCGAGGGUUUUGCGGUUGGGUUCUUGUACACUCUCGUGGGGCUCAUGAUCGCCAUGGUGACACACUUGCUGGUGAGGGUGGAGAGCCUGCAGAUCCAGCGUUUUACGAUGCUGGCGGUCAUGAUAAUUGGGUGGUGGGCAGUGAAGAAGGUGAUUCUUUUGGAUAACUGGAAGACUGGAUAUAGCAUUCAUACCUUCUGGCCCAGCAGCUGGAGGUAAAUGCUUGUACAAUGGCAGACGAUAUGGAUGGUUUCUUCCUUCGGUUUCUGAGGUUAUGGAAUUAUCCAACUUUGACCGUGCUGAGAUAGAGCAUAUUUUGGAGUGUUGGGACUUGCCAAGUUUAUUUUUGCAAAUUUCUGAUGCUGUAGUAUGAAAUAUGUAGACCUCAAGUCAUGUUAGUUAUGCAGAGGAAUUAUGACAUUGCACAUCUAUCACUUGAACAAGAAAGUUUGGCUUUUGAAUUAUUGGUUUGGUUUCUUCGAAUGAUGUAUCGUGGUUGAUGUAGCUUGUCAGGUGCAUUGUCAUUUUGGAAAAUUGCUUAAUGGAAAUCAUUAGCAUUGAAGGGGCCAA
Oryza sativa Japonica Group (Japanese rice) is the source of this 1410-nucleotide messenger RNA. The record is from RefSeq and is a predicted model, not a curated record. NCBI's taxonomy places the organism in Eukaryota, Viridiplantae, Streptophyta, Magnoliopsida, Poales, Poaceae.